Suillus fuscotomentosus is the source of this 1956-nucleotide messenger RNA. RefSeq names its product cytochrome P450. The coding region runs from base 403 to 1890 and encodes 495 amino acids. The transcript is spliced from 11 exons. The record is from RefSeq and is a predicted model, not a curated record. Lineage: Eukaryota; Fungi; Basidiomycota; Agaricomycetes; Boletales; Suillaceae. Gene Ontology annotation, molecular function: monooxygenase activity; heme binding; iron ion binding.
UCCAUUACAAAUUUACAACAUUAAUGUUUUGUAAACCUAAUGGUCGACGGUCCUCUGCGCAGCACGACCAAUCCAAUGGGUCAUCGAGAACGACAUGAAGAUCUACCUUAAUUUUCAGGUGGAGUCAAGCGUCUUGGAACACGCGCGUCCACUACUAGCUUAUCACCCGGGUGGUCAUCCGAGGUUCUUAACUUCUUAUACUAUAGGAAGACCUCAAUACGGGUCUGAUUGAUCCGUGCCGCAAGGUGUUUAACUUGUAUAACUCAGUGUAAUUACACACUGUAAUCUCAGCGCACCCGUUGCUCAUCACGGCAAGUCACUACCCUCUGUUCUGGAGUAUUUAACGUGUUGCAAAGUAGCGGGGUGUCUGAAUCUUGACUAUCAGCAAGCCGGACCAUUUCAAUGGCGAUUAUCAUUGCAUGCACCCUUAUCAUUAUCUUCGCCAGCGUCUGGAUAGUGAAACAACGAUAUCAGGCCAUGAGGCGGUUGCCAUUACCGCCUGGACCACCUGGACGUUGGCUAUUGGGAAAUACAAUGCCAAAGUCGUAUGUACCGUUCCAAUUCGCGAGAUGGACAGAACAAUACGGACCUGUGUUCUCGCUCAAACAAGGCCGUAGGAUUUUCGUGAUUAUAGGACGUCAUCAGGCUGCAGUGGAUAUCAUGGAAAAAGAGGGAGCAAAUCUGGCCGACCGCCCGCGUUCUAUUUCGGUGCACGAGACGUUGUCUGGCGGGUUGAGAAUGGUCCUUGAGGGCAGUGGUGAGAGAUUGCGCCGACUGCGCAGGGUGCUGCACGCAGGCUUGCAACCCAAGGUUGCCGAGACCUACGAGCCCAUCCAGACCAGGCAUGCAAAGAAUUUAGUUCUAGAUAUCUUAAAUGAUCCAAAGAACCACCAGAGUCAUGCCAUGCGUUAUGCAGCUUCUGUGGUCAUGUCCUUCACCUAUGGAAAAAUCACUCCGACUUCAUAUACAGAUCCUGAAGUCGUUGCCGUCAAUAAGGCUCUUGCGCGUUUUGGUCAGGCUUUGAAACCGGGAGCAUACCUUGUGGAUACGUAUCCAAUCCUGCGGUUCGUCCCAGGCUACCUGAGUCAGCUGAAGGCGUGGCACAAAGAAGAACAUGCUCUUUAUGAAGGGCAGUUGGAUGCGGUGCGAAGACAGAUGCGUGAGGGGACUGCAAGGCCAUCCUUUGCCAGAUUCAUUUUAGAGCACCAGAAACAGUACCAGCUCGAAGACAAGGAACUGGGAUUCAUUGCGGGAGGGAUGUUUGCAGCCGGUUCUGAUACAACUUCGUCCGCAAUCACAAUUAUGACGAUGGCUGCUGCCACUCACACAGAUGCGCAGGCUCGCGUACAAGAAGAACUCGAUAACGUCGUGGGGCGUACGCGGCUGCCGACUUUUGAUGAUCAGGAAAUGCUGCCGCAGGUUACCGCGUUCAUGCUCGAGAGUCUGAGGUGGAGACCUGUCAGUCUUGGAGGCUUUGCGCAUCGCGCGACUAAGGACAUCAUUUGGAAGAACUACCUCAUUCCGGCAGGUACGACUGUUAUUGGCAAUCAUUGGGCUAUCGCAAACGAUCCUGAGGUCUUCCCGGAACCACACACGUUUAACCCUCAGCGUUGGAUUGACGAUGCAGGUCGUGUGCGCGGUGAUCUCCGAUUUUUCACUUUUGGCUUUGGCCGCCGAGUGUGUCCUGGUCAACAUGUCGCGAAUCGGUCGGUGUUCAUCAACACGGCUCUUAUUCUCUGGGCUUUCCGCCUUUCGGAGAAUCCUGCAGCAAAGAUUAAUACGCUUGCAUUCUCGGACACUGCAAACAUACAUGCUGCUCCGUUUGAGAUAUGUUUGGAGAAGAGGAUCGAUGAGAAUGUGGUCAGAGAACUAUGCGCACCGGGGAAGUAAACUUCUCUGUGAACUUGAAAGUCCUGAUGCAGGGUGACGUAGCGACUGAAUUCUUGUGUCUUUUGU